AGUUGAAAUAAACUAAGAAAACUAUGGAGACUCCUUCAUAUGAUAUCAAAAACAAAGGAGAUGAUAUGCAAGAAGAUCUAAAGGUGAAACUUCACCAUGAGAAGGGAGGAGAUGAAAAAGAAAAAAUAAUUGAAAAGCAGACUCCAUUCCAAGAUAUCAAGAACAAAGAUACCAUCACUUCAUAUGUUUUAAGAGAUGAUGCACAAGAAAUACCAAAGGUGGAACAUGAGGGGGGAGGAGAUGGAAAAGAGAAAAUAGUUGAAAAAGAGAUUAUAUCCAAAUGUAUCAUCAAGAUUGAAGGAGAUGAUGCACAAGAAAAAAUAAAGGUGGAAUAUGAGGAGGAAGAAUAUGAAAAAGAGAAAAUAGUUGAAAAAGGGAGUCCAUCCCAAGAUAUCAACAACAAAGGAGAUGAUCCACAAGAAAAACCAAAGGUGGAACAUGAGGAAGGAGAUGAAAAAGAGACUCCAUCCCAAGAUAUCAUCAAAAUAGAAGGGGAGGGUGCACAAGAAAUAACAAAGGUGGUAUGUGAGGAAAGAGAGAAAAUUGUAAUACGAGAAGAUCUUGCGGUUCAUUCAACACCUCCAUCAAAGCGUGAUCCUCCCAAAAUGCAAACAGACAAUAAUAAACUCUAGAA
This is a messenger RNA of Solanum verrucosum, 634 nucleotides long. RefSeq names its product systemin-like. NCBI's taxonomy places the organism in Eukaryota, Viridiplantae, Streptophyta, Magnoliopsida, Solanales, Solanaceae. The transcript has 11 exons. The coding region runs from base 24 to 632 and encodes 202 amino acids. The record is from RefSeq and is a predicted model, not a curated record.